This is a messenger RNA of Python bivittatus (Burmese python), 432 nucleotides long. RefSeq names its product neuropeptide B (gene NPB). The record is from RefSeq and is a predicted model, not a curated record. Gene Ontology annotation, molecular function: G protein-coupled receptor binding. Lineage: Eukaryota; Metazoa; Chordata; Lepidosauria; Squamata; Pythonidae. Gene Ontology annotation, biological process: feeding behavior; G protein-coupled receptor signaling pathway.
CUUCUCUCCGGCAUCCGCCGUUCGCCUUACAUGCGGCGCUCCGACGACAACAGCAUCGCUGACAGUAGUGCCGAGGGCGGCCCCGCCGCCGCCUCUCUCGCGAUGUCCGAGUCGCGGCAGAGUUCUAGCGGGCUGCGCAACAUGGCAGUGUGUGUGAAGGAGGUGGCUCCAGAGCUGCAAAGCUGCCAGCUACUGCCUGGUGUGCCCAGCAUCAUUCAGUGCAAGGCGGAUGUCACCGUCUCUUUGGACCCCACUGACUGCACUAGCCCAUGAGCCUUGAGCAGGUGCCCUUCCCUAUAACAUUUAUGGAGGCACCUGGAAGCGCGACAGGCAGGCAAGAGAUGGAUUUACUCUCUGUGUCAAAGGCAGUUGGAUUUGGGGGUGGGUGAGGAACAUGAUUUUAUUUUUUCUGCAUCUGUUAAUAAAUGUGUU